Molecule: messenger RNA, 4044 nt
Organism: Drosophila santomea
Lineage: Eukaryota; Metazoa; Arthropoda; Insecta; Diptera; Drosophilidae
Gene: nord
Exons: 7
Coding region: 1527-3278 (583 amino acids)
Molecular function (GO): protein binding
Source: RefSeq, a predicted model, not a curated record
GGCAGGCGGACGACGAGGACGAGCGAGAGACCGAAACAGAAUCCGAAACAGAAGCAGAAACAUAAACUGCGGAAACAAGUGGCGGCAAGUGGCAAGAGCUGAACUUCCGCACCCGGGAAACGGUCGCGUGUGCUACGCUGCUACGCGAGUGGAAUUACGGAAAAUUCGUACGCGAAACCCAAGCAAUUUUCCCGAGUCGGGGCGGCGGAAAAGCCGGCUGAAAGUCCGCUGAAGAAUCCCAACUAUGCGUGCAACCACAAAUCAAAAUACGAAUUUAUGAAAAGUGCUCGCUCGCCACGCAAAAGUAAGAGUGCUCGUGCGUGGGCCAUCGGCUAAUUGCUCAUGUAUCGGCAGCCACAGGUGGUGUUCCCAAACACCCCAACCCCCCAACCACGCCCCCAUUCGCGCCGCCCACACCGACACACGGCCAAUUGUUGCGGCACACGCAGAUUCGCAGAUUCGCAGAAGCGUAAUUAAAGUGGGGGAGUCCGGUCGAAAGGUCAGCGGCAGCCGCAAUUAGCAAAUCUAACAGUUCCAAGAAUCGACUCACUGCAGCCCCUUAUUAAUUGGGGCCCGAAUCCAAAUCUCCAAAGCGGAGAGCCGACGCACAGCGUAACAGCGUAACUCCCCCAAGAAAAAGUCGCAAGGAAAUUCUUAUUUGUAUUUUUUGCCCGUUUUCUUGGCCGAAGGAGAAAAGUGGGUGGCAGCUGGGGAUUUUGGGGGGAUUUUUGGGGGCAGCAGGCAGCAGGCGACGUGUGUCAAAGGUUUGACAGGCCUUAAUUGAGCGGAGGACAGAAAAUCAGGAGGCGAGUAGCGCGGGUGUGGAUGCGGCAGGAGGGUGGAGGCGACUCCAGGCGAGGGCAUCUCGCAUCUCGGGUUUUUCAGAUUUUCGGAUUGUCGGAUUUUCGGCUUUACGGAUUAGAAGCGAAACGCAAUUUAUUUCUCCUCGGGGCAGGCAGAGAAUUAAAAGUCGGGCAGAAACACAAUAUCUCGUAUCCCAGCGCAUUUGUGAAGAUUUCAUUCAAGGAGAAAUUGCUAGGAAAACACAAACUGCAGGCAUUCAAGUUUUUAACGUUAUUAGAAGUGCUAGAGAUGCUGGAAAGUAGUAUUCCUAUAGUUUGAAAAACAAGUGGAUUAACGCUAGCAAAGUUUAGAACUGCAAAACUUAAUAAGAAGGGGAAGACUUGAGUUCAUAAAUUAUGUAGGAGAAAAGGCAGCAUUUUGUGAAGAGUUUCUGAUUCAAUUUAAACGUAUUAAGUAAACUAUUCUGUGCAUUUUGGUCGCCAAUUAAAAGUGGCCUCUAGUUCAAUUAAUAAACAUGCGUCCAACAAGAAAUUAAUCCAAUUUGCCGAGCAUUGAAACCAUAGUUAUCUGAUACGCCAAUCAAAAGGCAAUUCAUUUAACGAAAAUUGCAAAUCAAUUCGCACUCAAAGGUUGUUUCACCUAGUCAAAACCCCAAAACUCCAAUAAAAGAAGAAAAUAAGUGAAAAGUAAGCAAACAAAGUGAACUAAAAGCAAGGAGCACCAUGUCGCCAGGAGUGGAGCUGCUGUUGCUGCUCCUGCUCAGCCCGUCGCUGCUCGCGGAGAUCUCCCACCUGCCCAUGGCCAGCAACCGCAUCAUCCUGCACUCCACGGAGCUGCUGCAGAACCCGCUGAUUCCGGACAACGGUGUGCCGGCGGCCAGGGCGACGCCAGUUGCGCCGCAGAAGUGUCCUUCGCUGCAGCGGUACCGCAAGAUGCUGAAGGACUUCGACGACCUGGAGGACCUCUACGUGGACGUGCCCGUGCACAUAGCUCUGGCGGAGCGGCAGAGGAAGCGAUUUGUGCUGAACCUGAACGACUCGACGCCGCUGACGAUUCGCUUCUCGGCGCCCGUGGGCCGCAAGAUGUACUACAAUCAGACAGGAAACCCCCUCCGGCCGGCGGCAGUGGCACCUGGGCCAGGUGUGGCUGUGGGCAGUCUGGUGCUGCCCUGCGCCCUGCGCGGCCAGUACGACCUCUUCGUCCUCGCCCGCCACUCGGGAGCCCUCAAGGUGGACGCCCUGGCGGAGCAUCCCCAGCACGACUGGCCCCUCCUCAACGCCACGCACCGGAUCGCCAUUCGCACCCAGAACCGCGUGCGGAAGCGCGAGAUGUUCGUCAAGUGGGAAAUGAGCAAGUUUGAUUUCCAUGCCAUGCACUAUUGCCUGGUGAUACAGCGACUCUCCACGGACACGCCGCGGAUGAGCUUCAGCCACUUCUGCCAGGCGGUGGCCGCCUACGCGAACCAGCGACCCAUGACUCCCAGUUGCGCGGCGCCAGGUGGUCCGCUGGAGGGGAUUUGGGGUGCACCACCGCAGCGGGAAAGGCGGCUCAAUCCCCGCCAGAAUGUGCACAUCGUGUGCACGGGGAAGAGGCGCCAGCAGCUGCUGCGCCGCCUGCUCCCGCGGAGCAGCUACCACCUGGACCUGUUCGGCGUCCACCAGGGUCGCCAGAACCUCACCCUGCGGCUGGCCAGCAGCCAGGUGAACUUCAACCGCACCCAACCCCUGGCCCUGAAGCAGCAGGCUCUGAUGCAACUCAAGAUCGGCGGGCAGCACGGCAAGCAGGUGUACAGCUUCAAGGUGCCGCAGACGACGCGGCAGCUGGAGGAGCCGUUCAUGAGGCACCUCCUCAUCCCCUGCUCCGGCAGCGAGAUCCGGGUGAAGCUGCUGCGCCAGCGCAGCGAGGUGGGCACAACGGAGGCCUUCUACAGUCCCACGUACAUACGGCAGAAGGGAGUCCUUCCGGGGCAGCGGUAUCUCAUGCGGUUCGAGCCCAGCAACGACGAUGAGGCGUUGCGCGCCCAGAAAGUCAUGGUGGCCCUGAGCAGCGAGGCUCUGUUCCGGGAUUUGCCCGAGCUGCCGCAGAACACCACGGUCUUCAAUGUGCGCACGAGGUGCAGCAGAGCCACCAUUGCCUGGAACGGCUCGCCGGAUGAGCGCGAGCUGAGCUACUGCAUCAUUGUGUUCAACCUGCCACAGCGCAACCGCAGCGUGGUGGACUUCACCAACUACUGCAUGGACUUUGUGCCCAAGCGGGUGGAGCAGUACAGGAACUUCGAGUGGAUGGCCUGCAGGGAGCGGCAGCAGAGUCCGGACAACAUCGAGACGGAGACCAUAAUGAACCUGACGCCGGGCGCCAGCUACCUGGUCUACGUGACCGCCAACCUGAGCAUGGGCAAGCCGCUGCCCUACCAGGCGCUGACCCUCCACAUGGCCAGUCAGUGCCUGGACGCAUCCCACGAGUCCUUCUACUAAGCGCUACUCCCCAAACCACAAAAACCCGAAUCCCAAAACCCAAAACCCAAAGCUUCGCUGCAUUUUCGAAUACAAACACUGAACUAUCAACUAUCCGUCGUUGUAAAGCUACCUUAUCCACUACGAUUACUACCAACUACUAUCCUACAAGAACUAUGCUGGUUAAAAGACUAUACACCUAGCUCCAUAUACGAUUACUAUAUAUAUAUCUAUAUAUAUAUAUGUACUAUAUAUACAAUAACAAUAGCGAGGCAUGUGUUGUGUGGGCGCGAGUGAGUGUGUGCGUGUGACUUCUGAUUUCUGAUUGAGUUGCCAUUUGAUUCCAAGUAUUCUCGAGUGCUUAGUAUUGUAAUUUUUGUAAUUUUUGUAAUCUGUAUUCGUAGCUAGCCGUUAAAUGUUUGUAUAAACUGUUUCAUUGUUUCAUUGGUUGCCCACUCCGCUUUAUUCGAUAAGCUCGUUUUCUAGAUUCUAGCCCUAGCACUCCUAGUUUAAUGUUUAAAGUUAAUCAUAGUUUUGCUGUUAAGUUUAGAAGUUUUGAGUAGUUCUUUUGUACAUUAAGCUUACAGUUAGCUCUACACUAGAUUGAUAUAUAUAUAUGUAUCAAACGAACAUACAUAUAUGUUGAAAGCAUUGAAAGCGUUGAAAGCGUUGUAUUUUUUGAAGCCGAACUUAUGCAACCGAAAGGAGACAAUAAACAAACAAAUGUGCUAUACUCGUAAAGGACGAAAGUGUCGCAAAUAAAUGUGAACCACUGCUACCGAACACA